Aspergillus sclerotioniger CBS 115572 is the source of this 1689-nucleotide messenger RNA. RefSeq names its product MFS transporter. Gene Ontology annotation, biological process: transmembrane transport. Gene Ontology annotation, molecular function: transmembrane transporter activity. The transcript is spliced from 4 exons. The coding region runs from base 1 to 1689 and encodes 562 amino acids. NCBI's taxonomy places the organism in Eukaryota, Fungi, Ascomycota, Eurotiomycetes, Eurotiales, Aspergillaceae. The record is from RefSeq and is a predicted model, not a curated record.
AUGCCAGACAAAGGCAGCGUCAAAAUGCCCUCGUCAAGUUCGAGUAGCUCCUUGUCUAACACCCCGAUGGCUCAUGGGAGCCUCGAGUCCGUCCGUACCUCGACCCUCAGUCGACCUCAGACCAACGUUGAGAUCUCCCGGAUCGAGACCCUGCGGCUGACUCACGAAUCCACAGUCGCAUCCAAAGUUCCUCAGACUCCUCGGGAAGAAUGGCUGCCAAUGGGCGGGGGAAAGGAGUUCCCCCCGUUGUUGCCAGAUCCAAAUCGCUAUGUUGUCGAGUUCACCGAAGAACAUGAUCCGAUGCAUCCGCACAACUGGCCAACUCGAACCAAGAUCUUAUUGUCGGCCAUCCUGGCUUAUGUGACAUUCGUUGCCUCAUUUGCUAGCGCCAUCUUCUCCUCCACUGUCGGUGCGAUCAGUCUUCAUUAUGGGAUCAGCACCGAAGUCGCAACCUUAGGUGUCACACUAUACGUCCUAGGGUUCGCCGCCGGUCCAACGUUCUGGGCCCCAGCCUCGGAGCUGUCCGGUCGACGAUGGCCGAUCACAGCAGGGGUCUUUGGGUACAGCAUUUUCACGAUCGCAACGGCCACGGCCAAAGACGUUCAGACUAUCAUGUUAACGCGGUUCUUUGCAGGCCUAUUUGCUGCCAGCCCACUAUCCAUCGUACCGGCAGCAUUUUCUGAUAUCUUCACUAACCGCACGCGCGGUAUUGCCAUUGCCAUGUUCGCCAUGGCCGUCUUUGUCGGGCCGUUCGCCUCCCCCUUCACCGGUGGCUUUAUCGUGAUGAGCUAUCUUGGCUGGCGAUGGACCAUGUACAUAGUGGCCAUUAUGGGAUUCUUCGGUUCGGUUUUGUUGCUACUCUUCUAUAAGGAGACGUACGCCCCGGCGUUGCUGAUGACGAAGGCAGCCACUGUGCGCCGCCAGACGCGCAACUGGGGUAUCCAUGCGAAGCAGGACGAGGUCGAAAUCGACUUCAACCAAUUGAUCACAGUAAACUUCGGUCGGCCAUUCCGUAUGCUUUUCACAGAACCGAUUGUGUUCUUGGUGACCCUGUACAUGUCCUUCAUCUAUGGGCUCAUGUAUGCCUUAUUAGCCGCCUAUCCAGUCGUCUUCCAGAACAUCCAUGGGAUGAAUCUAGGGGUGGGCAGUCUGCCAUUUAUUGGGCUGAUCAUUGGGGAGCUCCUGGGGGGAGUAUAUGUCCUGACAAGCCAGGGUUCCUACACCAAGAAGCUGAAGGCGAAUAACGAUAUUCCGAUUCCAGAGUGGCGACUUCCCCCGGCUAUUGUAGGAGGCCUUGCCUUCACGAUCGGACUGUUCUGGUAUGGCUGGACCGGGUGGACACGAUCGAUCCAUUGGAUGGCCCCGACUGCAUCCGGGGUGUUCACAGGAUUCGGUAUAUACUGCAUCUUCCUGCAGUGUUUCAACUAUCUGAUAGAUUCGUAUCUGCAAUUCGCCGCCUCGGUCUUCGCCGCCAACACGAUCCUUCGGUCCGCCGUCGGAGCCUGCUUUCCGCUCUUUGCAAAACAGAUGUUUGUCAACCUGGGGGUACAGUGGGCGGGCACCUUGCUGGGGUGUCUGGCGGCCAUUAUGAUUCCGAUUCCGCUGGGGUUCAUUAUAUUUGGACCUGCGUUGCGGCGGAAGAGCAAGUUUGCGCCGUCGCCGGCUGUGUUCCAGGAAAAGUCGUCCUAG